This is a messenger RNA of Lolium rigidum, 4772 nucleotides long. RefSeq names its product probable serine/threonine-protein kinase SIS8. Gene Ontology annotation, biological process: protein phosphorylation. The coding region runs from base 1 to 4050 and encodes 1349 amino acids. The transcript has 15 exons. Lineage: Eukaryota; Viridiplantae; Streptophyta; Magnoliopsida; Poales; Poaceae. The record is from RefSeq and is a predicted model, not a curated record. Gene Ontology annotation, molecular function: protein kinase activity; ATP binding.
AUGCCCGUCGCCGCGCCCGUCGCCGCGCCGUCACCCGCGCCCGUCGCCGCGCCAUCACCCGCGCCCGUCGCCGCACUUGGCCCGGCCCCCGUCGCGGCGCCCCGUGGUCGCUCUAAGAAGCCGGCGGGCGGGCCGAAGAACGCCGCGGCCGCGAAGCGCGCGUUGGCUCCACCCACGUCCGGGAAGAAGGUGGUCUCCCGGAAGAAGGCCGCGCCGACGCCUCCAACCGCCGAGCCCGUCGUGCACGACGUGUUUGAGAAAAUCCCCGAAGGGACGUUAUACAUGGAUCUUCUCCAAGAUGCCGAGGUAGACAUUGGGGCUCCUCCUCUCGACCCCUUUGAGUUUGGUGAUGACUUGCAUGGUGAGGAGGAGGAGGAGGACAUUGCCGAGAAGAGGUACAUGCAAAUGGCCGGUUCCAAGGGCAAGCAAUUUCCUUGGAAGCAUGUUUGGAAGCAUCUUAAGGAUUUUGAUAAGUGGAAGUUGAGGGAUCAAGAGACCGCACCCAAAAAGGCGGCAAUGGAGAGUAUGGAUGAUAGUGGCGAGGAAGAAAGGAACGCCGACAAGCCCGAGGGAACCAAGAAGGCAAAGCUUAGGAAGAAGAUGGAAGGAGAUGUGUCAAGCAUUAGGGACAAGAUGGAGACUAUGAUGAAGACAAGGGAGACAUUGACAUUGAAGACAUUGGAGACAAAGCUUCUUAUCACCGACAAGAAGAAAGAGGUGAAGCUUGCACAAGUUGAAGCAAGGCGUGAAGAAGCCAAGCGCAAGGCCGAAGAAAGGGCUCGCAAGGCCGACUUGGAGGAGAGGAUGCUUGCAAUGAAAGAAGCAAAGGCAUGGAAAGAACUCAUGUUGGAAGAGAAGGAGCACAUGAUGAUGUCCAAAAAGGACAUGGAUGAAGACCAAUUGAGGUGGUGGAAGGACUACAAGGAGGACAUCGCGGCGAGGAAGAGGAUGUUCCGUAGGGCCUCCUCUUCUCUUCGAGGUGACACUACGAUGAGUGGUUGUGGUGAUGGCGGUGUGGAGGUCUCCACCACCGGCGCCUAUGAAGCUGGCCGCCCGCCGCCUCUUCCGGCUGCGGCGGCGCUGGAGGCAGAGGAGCUGGCGCUGGCGUCCUCGCUCGAGGAGCGGCGGGCGGAGGACGAGGCGGAGGCGCGGCGGGACUCGCGGAACGAGGGCAGGCAGCGGGAGAUCGAGAAGCAGGAGGUGCAGCUGGAGGAGUACCACAUGCAGCUCGCGCUGGAGAUGAGCGCGCGGGAGGACCCCGAGGCGGUGCAGAUCGAGGUGGCCAAGCAGAUCAGCCUCGGCUCAUGCCCGCUCCGGAGCCCCGCGGCCGAGGUCCUCGCCUUCCGAUACUGGAGUUUCAAUGCCCUUAGCUACGACGACAAGAUCUUGGAUGGGUUCUAUGAUGUUUGGGCCAUUGGGGGAAAGCCACCAGUGCCAACCAUACCCUCCCUCGUGGAACUGCAGGAGCAACCUUUUUCGCAUGGAGCUAAAACAGAAGCUGUAUUGGUCAACAGAGCGCAAGACUCUGAGCUUGCGGAACUUGGGCAGAAGGCACUUGUCAUGGCUGCGGACUUUCGCUCACAAACUUCACAGUAUAUUGGCCGUGUUCUGAUUCAGAGACUGGCUAUUCUAGUGGCAAACCACAUGGGUGGACCAGUUUUUGACCCAGAAAAUGUGCUGUUGAAGUACCAGAGUAUGAGCAGUUCGCUGAGAGCUAGUAUAACAAGUGCGGUUAUGCCCCUUGGCCGGCUCACAACUGGUCUGGCUCGUCACCGGGCGCUGCUUUUUAAGGUGUUGGCCGACAACCUUGAUGUUCCUUGUCGACUAGUUAAAGGAAGGCAGUACACUGGAUCAGAUGACGGAGCCUUGAACAUUGUGAAAUUGAAUGAUGGAAGGGAGUACAUUGUCGAUCUCAUGUCCGAUCCCGGUACUCUUAUUCCUUCAGAUGGUGCAGACUUGGGUAAAGAAUUUGAAGAGAGUUCCUUUGCAGAUAAUCACCACGGUGAUAAAGAUGACGACAACACUCAGUUGGGGUCUUCUGUUAGUGAAGCUUCAACUCCUGUGUACGGUUCUUUUGAAAACGAGUCAAAAGGAUCCACACCUACCGAUGCUGGGCACUCGGACCCAUAUGGGGCAGUAACUGGACAGAGUCGUAACCAAGGAUCUUUGCAAUCAAGUUCAUACGGGGAACUAUCAGUUGGCUCACAUGCAAGUGAAAGUUUUCCUGUUAUCCAUGAAUCUAGAAGUACUGACCCUCACCCUACCGGGGUUGUGAAGAACAAAGAAAAGCCGAUUGCAGCAAAUAAGUCAAGUUCACCUUCGUCCUCUGCGGUGGGCAGCUCUCCAGCUGUACGGAGGACAAAGGUGAAAGAUGUCUCAGAGUAUAUGAUUAGUGCUGCAAAAGAUAACCCCCAGUUAGCUGAGAAAAUACAUGCUGUAUUACUAGAAAAUGGAGUUGUGCCACCGCCUGAUUUGUUUUCAGAAGAAUCUAAGGAACAGCCAAAGGACCUAAUUGUGUAUGACACAUCUCUGUUUCAAACAAAAGGUGAAAUGAUAAAGAGGAUGAAUGAGCUUGAAUCCACAUCACAUGAUGAAGGUCCUUCGUUGCCACCUCAUCCUGUACAUGAACACCAAACAAAGGCUGUUCCUUAUCGGAUGCCUCUGGAUCUUAAACCUGUCCAGGGAAUGGGUGUUUAUCAACCGCUGAAUUUCCAUGAUAACACUAAUCCCUCUUUGCCUCUGUAUGAACCAUCUGCGCUUUCCCGGGAAUAUCCAUUUCAACUUAUAAAGCAAAUGCCUGUUACAGCUGCUGCCGUUGCAACUGCUGCAGUGGUUGCAUCCUCAAUGGUUGUUGCUGCAGCUAAAUCUAACAGUGAUAUUAGACUAGAUGUGCCUGUUGCUGCUGCUGCCACUGCUGCGGCAGUUGUUGCCACAUCCGCUGCUGUUAAGCAAUAUGAAUACUUGGAGCCUGGUUGUCAGUUGGUUAGCUUGCCAAGUUCGUCAGAGGCAAAUGGACCAGUCCAUAGAGUUAGACAUGACUUCUGGAAUAAAGAUCAGCUGGAAAUUGAUCAUGGACAAGAAAAUUCCCUUGAGCAUGGAGAUGCUUUGGUUGAUGUGCCUCACGAAGCUGAAAGGAUUUCUGACAAGUCAAUUGGCACGGAGAGUGUAAGAUCUGAUAUAGCUAUGGAUGAUGUAGCAGAGUUCGAGAUACAAUGGGAAGAAAUUACUCUGGGAGAACGUGUUGGGCUAGGAUCUUUUGGAGAAGUGUAUAGAGGGGAAUGGCAUGGAACAGAAGUUGCAGUCAAGAAAUUUCUGCAACAAGAUAUUUCAAGUGAUAUUCUGGAAGAAUUAAAAGCUGAGGUGCGAAUAAUGAAGCGAUUGCGGCAUCCCAAUGUUGUUCUUUUUAUGGGCGCUGUCACUCGUACACCUAAUCUUUCUAUCUUGACUGAAUUUCUUCCAAGAGGUAGUUUGUUCCGGUUGAUCCGUCGCCCCAACAACCAAUUGGAUGAAAAAAAACGUAUAAGGAUGGCACUUGAUGUGGCCCGUGGUAUGAAUUAUUUGCACAACUGCACCCCUGUAGUAGUUCAUCGAGAUUUGAAGUCUCCAAACCUACUUGUUGACAAGAAUUGGGUAGUCAAGGUUUGUGAUUUUGGUUUAUCACGUAUAAAGCAUGAUACCUUCCUUUCCUCAAGAUCCACAGCUGGAACAGCUGAGUGGAUGGCACCAGAAAUACUUCGAAAUGAACCAUCGGAUGAGAAAUGUGAUGUUUUCAGCUAUGGGGUUAUAUUAUGGGAACUUUGUACUUUGUUACAACCAUGGGAAGGUAUGAAUCCCAUGCAAGUUGUUGGAGCUGUUGGUUUUCAGCAACGGCGUCUUGACAUUCCAGCCGGCGUGGAUCCCACCAUAGCAGAGAUAAUAGAGAAAUGCUGGCAAACAGACCCAAAGGUACGUCCAUCAUUUGCAGAGAUCAUGGUUGCCUUAAAACGGGUAUUGAAAAAUUUGUCUGCCAACCAACCAAGAAGACAGAGAGUACAGCUAACGGAUGAAUAAGGAAAAAAAUUGGAGAUGAAUAUCAGGUGACAACACAAACAAAAACGAAUGCAUUGGUCUCUCCUGCCUUCCAGCAGCUGCCCAUCUGUAACUACACCAUUUUUUGUAUAGCAACAAAUUCGGUGAUGGAAAAGGUGAAAUUUUGGUCGUUUUGCCCUCCAAUUACAGCUGUAAAUUUCCAUUGAAACUGGCAGAGACCUUCACAGCAUUACUGCUUCAGUCCAGUUGUGGGGUGAAAGGGAAUCCAGAUAAACAUAUCCAUCAAGGGAAAGUGAAGGAAAAAAGGAGAGCAAUUCCGAUGAAACUUGCUGCAAAACAAUGAUGUUGGACAAAGCCAUCUGAGCUCACACAUCAGUGUCGGUGUCUGUAGAAUGUGAUCCUCCUUUGUUUGGUCAUGCCUUAUGUCCUCCACCGAAAGCUGGCUGAUUCAUGUUCAAGAUACCGUUCUAAUGUUAUUCAACAGAAGAUCCUAUUGAUACUUCACCCUGCGCAUCAAGAGGUACCCUGGCAGGACCUUGUGUAUAUCACACCAUGGCAAAUUCGUCAGAAUUGGCGGUUAGACUGCAAAAAAAAAAAAACCUGUUGCUUGUACUAAAAAAAUCACAACUCUUUACAGCAGCAGUUUUGACUCUUCUAUUUUCUUUCUUUUUCUCAUUUGUCGCUGUAACAAGUGUACAAAAAUAUCGUAUAGAGUAGAGUGCUAAUUGAUUCUUUGCUACUCA